AUGAAAACUUUGUAAUUUCAAGCAAUUUCUACAGAACAAUCAUAGAUUUAACAAUAUCCUAAAACUUUAUAAUUUUCUAAUACUUAUAAGGGGGCUGGUUGUUAAAUAUGUGAAGGUGGUAAAGUUGUUGAAUGUAGUAGUGUUUGGUAUUAUUGUCUUUGUGAAUAAGCAAUUCCAAAGACUGGGAAAAUAGUAUUUGCAUUCUAAAUGAUAAGUGGAUCAAGCUUUAUGGUUGGAAUUGGAUUCAGAGAUAUUAUAUAAAAAAAUAAUUAUAGUGGUAAUUGUGGAGUUGGGUAUGGGUAUAUAAUUAAAUCAUAAUAGAUCAUAUUUGAUUCAAAAUAAUGGUUAUACUUACUCUCAUCAUAAUAAAGAUGUAAAUAACAAAUAAUUAUCAUUCACUUAUACAACUAAUGAUGUAAUAAUAAUGGAAGUAAGUAUUGAACAUAAGUAUAUUAAAUGGACCAGAUAGAAUAAUCCAUUAGCAACAGUUGUAAUUAUCAAAACUAUUAUUAGUAGUUAGAAAUAGAUACAUCCAUAUCAUAAGAAUUAUAUCCAUGUGUGAAUAUUUAUUCAUCUAAAGUUAAAAUAUUGGAUAAUAUUCCAAAUUGA
Messenger RNA from Paramecium pentaurelia, 609 nucleotides. The record is from the annotation of a GenBank genome assembly. NCBI's taxonomy places the organism in Eukaryota, Ciliophora, Oligohymenophorea, Peniculida, Parameciidae.